Molecule: messenger RNA, 2348 nt
Organism: Brachypodium distachyon (stiff brome)
Lineage: Eukaryota; Viridiplantae; Streptophyta; Magnoliopsida; Poales; Poaceae
Product: transmembrane 9 superfamily member 9
Exons: 7
Coding region: 146-2071 (641 amino acids)
Biological process (GO): protein localization to membrane
Cellular component (GO): membrane
Source: RefSeq, a predicted model, not a curated record
AAAACCCCCCUUCUCCCAACCCAAGGACACCCGUCAAGUCCAAGCCAACGCCAGCCGAGACGCUCCGCUCGCUGCCGGCGACGACGUGCUAACCAAGGCUUCUCGCCUCGCGCUCUCCGCCCGGACCCCCGAGGGCAGGGCGACCAUGGCGGCGACCCGCCUCCUCCUCCUCGGAGUCUUCGCCGCCGUCCUCUUCCUCCUCCUCGCCGGCGCCGCGCGCGGGUUCUACCUCCCCGGCGUCGCCCCCGCCGACUUCCGCAAGAAGGACCCCCUGGCCGUGAAGGUGAGCCAGCUGAGCUCCACCAAGACGCAGCUGCCCUACUCCUACUACUCCCUCCCCUUCUGCCGCCCCGACGCCAUCGUCGACAGCGCCGAGAACCUCGGCGAGCUGCUCCGCGGCGACCGCAUCGAGAACUCCCCCUACCUGUUCGAGAUGAGGGAGCCUCGGCUUUGCCAGAUCGUCUGCAGGACGGCGCUGACCCAGGAAGGGGCCAACGACUUCAAGGAGAAGAUCGACGACGAGUACCGCGUCAACAUGAUUCUCGACAACCUCCCCCUGGUCGUCCCAAUCAAGAGGCUGGAUCAGGAGGCGGCCACCGUCUACCAGCACGGCGUGCACGUCGGCAUCAAGGGCCAGUACUCCGGGAGCAAGGACGAGAAGCAUUUCAUCCACAACCACCUGACGUUCCUGGUCAAGUAUCACCUGGACGCCAAGACGGAUCUUGCUAGGAUCGUCGCCUUUGAGGUCAAACCAUACAGUGUUAAGCAUGAAUAUGACGGCGAUUGGAAAGGGAACUCGACGCGCCUCAAGACCUGUGAUCCGCAUGCCAGGCGCCUCAUUGUCGACUCGGAUUCUCCCCAGGAAGUGGAGGCCAACAAAGAGAUCAUCUUCUCCUACGAUAUCAGCUUUGAGGAAAGCGAUAUCAAAUGGGCGUCGCGCUGGGACACGUACCUCCUGAUGACGGACGACCAGAUCCACUGGUUCUCCAUCAUCAACUCUCUGAUGAUCGUGCUCUUCCUGUCCGGGAUGGUGGCCAUGAUCAUGCUGCGGACGCUGUACCGCGACAUCUCCAAGUACAACCAGCUGGAUACCCAGGAGGAUGCGCAGGAGGAGACCGGGUGGAAGCUCGUCCAUGGCGACGUCUUUAGGCCACCGGCCUACUCCGAGCUGCUCUGCGUGUACGUUGGCACGGGUGUCCAGUUUUUCGGCAUGCUGCUCGUCACCCUGCUCUUCGCCAUCCUUGGGCUGCUCUCGCCGUCAAACCGGGGAGGGCUCAUGACGGCCAUGCUCCUCGUCUGGGUCUUCAUGGGUGUGCUCGCCGGGUACUCCUCGGCACGCCUCUACAGAUUGUUCAGGGGGUCAGAGUGGAAGAAGGUCACGAUCAAGACGGCGUGCAUGUUCCCUGGCAUCGUGUUCGCCAUCUUCUUCGUCCUGAACAUGCUCAUAUGGGGCCAGAGGUCAUCUGGCGCCGUGCCGUUCACCACCAUGUUCGCGCUGGUGCUCCUCUGGUUUGGCAUCUCCGUGCCGCUGGUCUUUGUCGGGAGCUACCAUGGGUUCAAGAAGCCUGCCAUGGAGGACCCGGUCCGGACAAACAAGAUCCCACGGCCGAUCCCGGAGCAGCCAUGGUACAUGCACCCCGUCGUGUCGGUGCUGAUCGGCGGCGUGCUCCCCUUCGGUGCGGUGUUCAUCGAGCUCUUCUUCAUCCUGACCUCCAUCUGGCUGCACCAGUUCUACUACAUCUUCGGCUUCCUGUUCCUCGUCUUCCUCAUCCUGAUCCUCACCUGUGCCGAGAUCGCCAUCGUGCUCUGCUACUUCCAGCUCUGCGGCGAGGACUACCAGUGGUGGUGGAGGUCCUACCUGACGGCCGGCUCCUCAGCAGUGUACCUCUUCCUGUACGCCGCCUUCUACUUCUUCACCAAGCUGGACAUCACCAAGGUGGUCUCCGGCGUGCUCUACUUCGGCUACAUGCUCAUCGCCUCCUACGCCUUCUUUGUCCUCACCGGCACCAUCGGCUUCUGCGCCUGCUUCUGGUUCACCAGGCUCAUCUACUCUUCUGUCAAGAUCGACUAGAACCUAAACUAGCAUUACAAGAUUGGUUCCGAGUGACCACCAGAGAUGUAAUAGAGUAGUAGGCAGGCAAAUCAGCUCUGCUUCUUCAUCCGUUUAGGGGAUUCCCAGUUACACUACAGUAAAUGGGUGAACUUCUGGUGUGUUGAGCUUACAUGUGUAUCUUUAGUUCCUUACGUUACAUACAGCACAGCUAGCUCCUUGAACUCUGAUGGUAAUUCAGUGUUUCACAGAAUUUAACCAGAUUCAGUAAACAAGACACUCUGUUGAGUGAAAUUCA